GGCGGUGGUUUGUGGGACUGUGAGGGCCGAAAGGCGCACGCAUUCAAUACAAACCGAUAAACUCGUAAACCCUUCUCCCGUUCCGUUUCUUUUCUCCCUCAGGUCAAUCUCACACUUCAAAAAUAAAACCCUUCUUCUACCCUCCCUUUAUUUUUCGCUGAGAACUCUCAUCAAACACCAUGAGCUCCUUCAACAACAGCAACAACCCCAACUUGGACAACCUCCUCCUCCAAACUCUCAUGGACAGGCUCCACCUCCGCGCCCCAGUCAACAACCCCUUAAUCUCUCAGUCCCUCGAGGACUUCCUCUUCGACGACGACGAUGACGACGAAGAAGAAAACGAAAACGAUAUCUUCGGCCGCCAAAACGACGACGCAAGGUCUCAGCUCGCGAAAGAGGAGUCCAAGCUCGAGAGGGAGAUCAUCAAGGUCAUCCUCAGCGGCACCACCGAUUCCCUUAAGCCGAAUUCGGGCCAGGCGGUUACGGUUCGCGACCACCACAUCUGCGUCGGAUUUCAUGAAGAGAAGGGAUCCGAUUAUAGGGUUUGGGAGUGGCACGGUCACAUUAUGAUGUUUGAUGAGGAGCAUGGGUACUCGCCAGAGUACAUCUACGGUAACUACUUCGAGAGGUUGGUUCCCAGAACCAAUCGUCCUGGUGGUGCUGGUGUUGUUGCGCCGGUGAAGGAGGGGGAUGAGGAGGAGGAGGAGGAGGAGGAGAAGGAGGAGGAGAAAUCCGGGAAUUUAGGGCUCAGGGAAUUGAUUGAUUCUAAUGAUUCAAAUGAUUCCAAGGAUUCAAGUGGCAGUCGCAUUCUUCAUCGGAACAUCAACGCUGGGUCUCCAAGGUACUAGAUAUGGAUUUGUUCUUUCAACAACAGUUCAAGUUCAAUGUAUUGCAAGCAAACACCAGCACCAGAAUCAAUAUUCCCUUUGUUCAAAUAUUGAUUUCCUGUUUUACACAGCACACGUCUCAGAAUUAAGCCUGCGUCUGGGUGUCUCUUUGAGCUUCAAAUUAUUACUGGAAUUUAUUGGAAGUGAAGGAUGUGAGACGUAGUAUUUUACGAUAUACUAUUAUCUUUGCUCAGCUAAUUAAUUUUAGCAAUUUUUGUCAACUUCCAUAUGUUCAUUAAAGCUAAGCUGUUUUCACGGUAGAUUCCUGGAUGGUUGUUUCUUCGCAUUCAGAUUUUGGGACAGUGAGUUUUAAAUGCAGAAAUGUUUGAAAAUAAAAUAUACCAAAUGCGUUGUUUGUGAUACAAGCAUUAUAUUCAAGCAACAUGCUAUGCUUCCAGU
Messenger RNA from Arachis stenosperma, 1286 nucleotides. RefSeq lists its product as uncharacterized. Lineage: Eukaryota; Viridiplantae; Streptophyta; Magnoliopsida; Fabales; Fabaceae. Bases 180 to 848 code for a protein of 222 amino acids. The record is from RefSeq and is a predicted model, not a curated record. The transcript has 2 exons.